AUGUUUUGUGUUGCGUUUGGUAGCUUAGCUGGCACAGCUGCUGGCCUGCUGGUCAGUGGUCUCCUAGGAUCCGAAAGCAGCACCAACCAGAACCAAGAUGACGGCAGCGGCGGCGGCUCCGCCGCCACCAUAGCCAAACAGCCUCAGCACCGUCCCUGGAGUAGCAGGAUCGUGGAUGCAGCCGAGAACCUCGCGCAGCGACUGCAGCCGCCACCGCCACCCUCAGCGGCGGCACCUCCGGCGGCCGCGGCCGCGGCAGCGGCUCCUUCUACCGCGCCUCCUUCAACAGGCAUCGGCGCCGCCGCCGGCGGCACGCGUCACGCACCCUCCGAAACCAUUGCUUUCGGCCCCACGACGGCGCCGGCAGCGGAGGCUACCUUACCUCAGCCGACGCCUCGUCUGUACGAAGUUGAAGCGCCGCCGCCCAGCAGCCCCGCUCAUGCGGUCGCGGCGGCCGCCGGCAUGCCUCCGCGACGGACCCAUGGGUUCGACCCGCUCGCAGUCGAGUACGACAUUCCGGCCGGCGGCGCGGCAGCCGACCUCCGAAACCUUCAAGUUACUGUCGAGGGGCAGCAAGUGCUGCCCGCAUCACUGAGCGGGGGCGCCGCCGCCGCCGCUGGCAUCGAGAGGCUUCGCGCUGGCGCCGCCGCCGGCGUCGCCUCCGCCGGUGCCGCCGCGGGCAUCGCCGCCGGUCUGGUGGAGGACGUCCUUUGUGCGCGGGGUCAGAGGGAACUUCUCGACCUGGCCCCGUCCUGGAUAGGAGCACCGGACUUUGAAAAGGCCUCCGCAUUGAACCAGUUGUUAAAGCUGCUGUGGCCGCAGCUGGCGGCGGCGGCGGAGGCGGCCGUUCGUGAACAGGUAGCGGCGGCGGCGGCGCGGGUGGCGGCGGGCGGUGUGCCUGGCUUGGCGGAGCUGACGCUGCGGCGAUGUACGGCAGGUCCAGCGGCCCCGCCGCAAAUCGGCGGCGUCAAAGCGACGGGCGGCUGGGCGCCGCCGGGUGGCGGCGGCGGCGCCGGCGGCGUCACUACCGCCGCUGCCGCCGCUGGCGGUGGCAGCGGCGGUGCCGUCGAAGAGCUUGUAGUGGAGUUCGACAUUGCCUGGGCUUCAGAAUUGGAGUUGGAGCUCGGAGUGUCUUUUGGCUUCCCUGGUCGAUCUACGGUACGGCACGGCGGCGGCGGCGGCGGCGGCGGCUUCCUGCGCCGCUUGCCGCGGCUAGUCCUCCCGCCAGUGCUGCUGUCCCUCUCCCGCCUGCACCUGCGCGCGUCCGUACGGCUCGUUCUGGGACCGCUGCUGCCGGAGCCGCCGUACCUAGCUGCCGUCGGUGUAACGCUGCUGCAUCCGCCGCUACUGGACGCCAGCCUAGGAGUGGGCCUGGACUUAUGGGGGGGUCUCACGUGGCAGCGGCGGCGGCGGCGGCGCCCUCCGCCGCCGCCAGCGGCAGCGGCAGCAGAGGCGGAGGGCGCCGAGGCAGCGGCGAAAUCGACGGCGGACGGCGGCGAAGCCCGGGACGAGACGACUGGAGCGUCGUACAGCGUCCAUGCCGACGCCGACGCUGGUACUGGUGGUGAUGGUCGUCGUACAGGUGACGGCGGCUACGGCGGCGGCUGGACUUUAGAUGUGCUGGCGGUUCCCGUCCUCGGUUGGGCACUCCGAGGCGGUGUUCAGCGCACUAUGCUGUACCCACGCCACGUUGUCGUACACCUGGCGGGGGUAGAGGCGGAGGGAGGAGGCGGCGUACGGCAGCUGCCGCCGCCAGGGCUGCUGAGGUUGCGGCUGCGGCGCGUGGAGGGACUGGAGGCGGCGGCGGCGGCGGCGGAGCGGCUGGACGUGUACGUCAUGGCGCAGGUCCGCGGGGGUGCCGUACAACGCUCUCCUACCCGCUCCGGAACCAACAGCUUCAGUUGGGAGCAGCCCUCAAACGACAUGCGUGCUACUGCUGCUGCGACAGGGCGGCCGACGGGCGACGGCAGUAGCAGCACACUCGGCGGCGGCGGCGGCGACGGCGGUGCUGAUGGCGGCUACAUGCUCGAGAUGUUGGUUUCGGAUCCGUCCCGUCAGACGCUGCUGCUACAAGUCCUUAGAGACAGGGAAGGAUGGCCGUCGUACGACCUGGCGGGUGGCAGCGGCAGCGGAGCCAGCGGAGCUGCAGCAGCUGCUGUGUACGGCAGGGAGGGAGAGGGAGAGGGGGAGCUGUACGACGAUGCACUCCACAUCGGUGACGAGCAGGCUGCCGCCGGACUGGUCGUACUAGAGGUGUCGUACAUCCCACUACGGCAUGAGGACGUGUCUGCUCCCGCUGUCGGGGGCCGCAAGGCGGCGGCGGCGGCGACGUCAUCGGAGGCAGCGGCGGUGGCGGCGGCGGCGGCGGCAGCCGCGGCGGAUUUGGAACGGCAGCGUCGCGAGCUAAGUGACGCCGCCGCCACCAUCAGCGGUGAGGUGGCGGGUCUUAUAGACCCACGGGUCGCCAUCACGAAGGCCGCCGCCGCUGCCACCGGUGCCAGCGGCGGCGGUGGUGGCGCUCCCGCCGGCUUGGCGACUGGCAUUCCCGUACGAGUGGAAUUUGGGGCUUUAUGGUCCGGGGAGUUCGCGAGGGCGGUGCGGCAGUCGGUCGGAGCGGAGGAAAAGGCCGUGUUGACGGUUCGGGUAAUGCGGCUCAAGAUGUUGGCGGGGGGCGGCAACACGGGAACGGCGGCCGGAGUGGACCCCUUCGUGGAGCUCAUUCUGCUGGACUCUUCUGGUCGAGUGGAGGCCGUACGCCGUACACCUGUACGGUAUAACUCCGGCCCGGUGGCUGUGUGGGCUGAGGACCCUCCUCUGCAGUUCUUCGGAGCCGUUGCGGGAGGGGAGCUGGUGGUGAGGUCCUGGGACAAGACCUCCCGGGGCUGGGAGGCGCUGGGCAAGGCGCUGACGCUGGUGGCGCAACCCCGGGCGGAUGAGCUGUUGGGGGAGGUACGACUACCGCUGAUGGCUGUAGCAGCCGCGGGUAGGCUGCAGCGGCGCUGGCUGCUACAGCCCGCCGGCAGCCGGACGCUGCUCGGGGCAGCGGAGGUGGAGCUACAGCUGCAGUGGCUGCCGAUGCCGUCGGGCACCACUACUACCACCACCACCACCACCACCACUGCCCAGCACUCCUAA
Messenger RNA from Volvox carteri f. nagariensis, 3135 nucleotides. RefSeq lists its product as uncharacterized. Bases 1 to 3135 code for a protein of 1044 amino acids. The transcript is spliced from 12 exons. Gene Ontology annotation, cellular component: endoplasmic reticulum. Gene Ontology annotation, molecular function: lipid binding. The record is from RefSeq and is a predicted model, not a curated record. Lineage: Eukaryota; Viridiplantae; Chlorophyta; Chlorophyceae; Chlamydomonadales; Volvocaceae.